AGCGUCACGGAGCGUCACCGCUCAGCGGCAGGCCCGCGGAGGCCCCGCCUCGGAGAGCGAAGCUCUGCAGCAGCCGGGAAGCAGCGCGCUGGAGAAGGGAUUAACCCGGGGUCCUCCCCGCCCGCGGCGCUGACGGAUGGAGGCUGCGCGGAGGGCAAGCGGUCAUGAGAAAAUUGAGGCUGGGAAGUGGUAAAAACUCGGAAGGAAAGAUGGACUCCGGUGUCUGGCUUACCUGAAGUUUUCCACCUGCAAGUAUUUUCAGUUACCAAGUUAGCCAAGAAGAUCACCAUGGAAGGAGCCAACAGCCCUGAUCUGCAGCUCCAGCAGCUUCCACCCACAAGCAUGACUGUCACGGUUAAUGAAGUUUCUUUCUCUUAUAAGGAAAACUUGAUUGGCGCCCUGCUGGCUAUUUUUGGACAUCUUGUCGUCAGCAUAGCCCUCAAUCUCCAGAAAUACAGCCACAUCCGCCUGGCCGGCUCUAAGGACCCCCGGGCCUACUUCAAGACCAAGACAUGGUGGCUCGGCUUGUUCCUGAUGCUUCUGGGAGAACUGGGAGUGUUCUCAUCCUACGCCUUUGCGCCCCUCUCCCUGAUCGUGCCCCUCAGCGCCGUCUCUGUCAUCGCCAGUGCCAUAAUAGGAAUCAUAUUCAUCAAAGAAAAAUGGAAACCCAAAGAUUUUCUGAGGCGUUAUGUUUUGUCUUUUGUAGGUUGUGGCUUGGCCAUCAUAGGGACGUACCUGCUGGUUACCUUUGGACCCAACAGUCAUGAAAAGAUGACAGGAGAAAACAUCACAAAGCACUUAGUGAGCUGGCCAUUCCUUCUCUACAUGCUUGUGGAGAUCAUUGUCUUCUGCUUGCUGCUGUAUUUCUACAAGGAGAAAAACGUCAACUACAUAGUUGUGAUCCUCCUCCUGGUUGCUCUUCUUGGUUCCAUGACAGUGGUGACUGUCAAGGCUGUGGCAGGAAUGCUGGUCUUAUCAAUCCAAGGGAACCUCCAGCUCGACUACCCCAUCUUCUACGUGAUGCUGGUGUGCAUGGUCGCCACGGCCAUCUAUCAAGCCGCCUUCUUAAGCCAGGCCACCCAGCUCUAUGAUUCCUCCUUGAUCGCCAGCGUGGGCUACAUUCUGUCGACAACCAUCGCAAUCACGGCAGGAGCAACGUUUUACUUGGAUUUCAUCGGUGAGGACGCUCUCCACAUAUGUAUGUUUGCACUUGGCUGCCUCGUUGCCUUCUUGGGCGUCUUCCUGAUCACAAGGAACAGAAAGAAGGCCGUCCCAUUUGAACCCUACAUCUCCAUGGAUGCCAUGCCAGGUAUGCAGAAUAUACACGACAAGGGAAUGACCGUCCAGCCCGACCUCAAAGCUUCCUUUUCCUAUGGCGCCCUGGAGAACAACGACAACGUUUCUGAGAUCUACACCCCUGCCACACUGCCCAUCAUGCAAGAGGAACACGGCUCCAGAGCCACCUCUACGCCGCCCUACCGAGUGCUGGAACACACAAAGAGGGAAUGAGUAAGGUCCCCAAAGAAACUGAAAUCCAGCCCGGCCAGGGAGGGGUUUGCUUAUUUAUUACCUGGGCUUUCCAGUCUGUUAUAGCAUAAAACUCUAGGCUUGAACUUGCUUUUCCAAUUUUGUUUGUUGGUUUUUCACGUAGAGAAUUCUGCAGAGCUGGGAACUCAGAAGUGAUUUGUCUUAAACUAGUCUUCUACAUUUGAACUGUUGCAUUGAAAAAGGCAAAAACAAAACAAAACAAACUAAACACAGUAUUUGGGGUAUGCAAUAAGGAACGCGUAGCAGCCGCGUAUGUUUUUCUUCUAGGAUCUCACAUCUUCUUCGAUGGUUAUGCGUCUGCCUAAAUAAAUAAUGAAAGAUUCCUGAGUUCUACUUACUUCCAGUGCUUAGCACAAUGCCUGGCACAUAGUAGGUGCUUAAUAAAUGUUGAUUGAUUGAAAAUAAACAGAAACCUGGCGGAGGCUAAGACAUGCUGAAGUAUUAGAACUCUGGGGCUGAGAUCCUUAUUUCCUUUCUUGUCCUUCCCUCUGCAUGAUCACUCUCCAAAUAUCCCUCUCAAUUAUCUGUUUGUGAUCAGGUCUGUAUAAUGACAGGUUACCAUGGGUUAGCAUACUGGAUAAAAUCUUUGAACAAUCUGUAAUUUAUGUCAAUGAAAUGUAAAACACAAGACAGGUAACAGGCUAGUGCACCCAACUCUGUAUUCCAAGGGUCACAAAUAUUCCCUCUGGUAAAAAACAAAACCAAUGUCUCUAAAUUUGGGUCUAGUAUCCAUCUGGAUCUGAAACUUAUUUUGAGCCACAAAUAGCUUUAUGAAUUUUUUUUUUCCAAAUUUAGGAGCUGGGAAGUCAACAGCUGAGCAAUAGCUUUGCCAUAGCUAGAUAUCAGAGAGAAAGUCAAUUAAUAAGAUGAAUCAGAGACUGUUUUUGAAAUCUCUGGAUCUCUGAGUUUAUCUGGGUCGGCCUUCCCUCCUCUUGUGGGAUUGUUGUCUGUAAUCUUUCCAACUACCCCAUGUACUGGAUCAUUCCUUUAGACCUUUUGCAGUCCCAAGGCCCAUGUCAUCCCUGCCUCAAUUGGUCUCCCUUUCCACUUGCCCAUGUCCUUGAAAGUAUCUUCUAUACCAGCUCAUGAUAGUCUGUGAAAUAUAUACUCCCUGUCCUUUAUUUCAGGAUGCUGCCAAUUUAUGUUUCAGAAGCCAGGAUUCCCAUAUGUUCAGACAUAAUGAUAAGAGUUCAUUAAUUAACAUUUGAAGUAAAUAAUGCCUAUGAAAAAGAAAGAUUCACCUUAUUCCACCUCUUCCAAAGGGGUUAGCAUCCAGGAGUAGCUAACAAACAUGGUGGCAAAAUGGCGGGCCCAAGGAAAAAGGGAUUACACAAAAGUAUUUUGUAGUUAGUUGUAAAAGUUUGUGAAAUCAGGACAAAGACAGGUCAUCUUCAGCCUAAAAGGAAUCUUGUAUCCGGGGUUUAAUUAGGAAACAGCUCUUACAUCCAAAAUCCUAAGCAAAAGUACAGCUUAUCAAAUUGAUCAGGGAACUCCCUCCACUGUGUGACAAUAGCAGGGACUAUGUAAUUAUUAUAAACUAGGGUAGCAGUAAUAUUGCUUAUAGAGCUUCCCUACAUGUUCCAGACAACAGAGAUUUAUUUGUUCAUUCCUGGGCUUUUUAUCUCUUCUAAGCUAAGGCCACCUGAGAAGUCUUGAUGUUCAUUUGGAAGAAAAAAUUGCUCAUUACCUCCUCCUGCCUGAGAUUUUGAGACUCACAAGCUAAACUUCAACUUGACAUUUUUCCUUGAAUCUGAUAGGUAUCUAUUGAGUUAUGUGUUUCAGGAUAUCCUGUGCCCACACAGACCUACUUGAGUAAUGGAAACAUUCUCUGGAGGGGGUCAGUUCUGUGUCUGUGUAAAGUGAUUUCCCCUUGAUUCAGUCUAGAUGUCUUUUUAAUAAUUUAGAGAACAGGGGUAGCUAAAUGGUGUAGUAGAGCAUCUGCUCUGAAGUAAGGAGGACCUGAGUUCAAAUCUGGCCUCAGAUACUUAACACUUAUUAGCUGUGUGACCCUGAACAAAUCACUUAAUCCCAGGAACCUGGGUUUGGGGAGGAGAAGCAAAAAAAAAAAAAUUUAUAGAAUAGACAUCUAUGUAAACCAAGGGGACCUUGAACAUUGAUUGUAAUAAAUCCUUUGUGUCAGAACUGAAAGGGACCUUCAACUAUGCUACAAAUAUAGCACAAAUAUAAAUAUAGAAGACCUGGGUUCCAAUUUCAUGUCUGAUUUUUACCACCUGGAUGAAUUGGACAAGUUAUUUCAUCUCCCUGCACCUCAGUUUCUCAUCUGUAAAAUGAAAUGACUGGAACAGAUGACUUCCGAGGUUCUGUUCAACUCUAGAUCUAGGAUCCUAGGAAUUUGGGGAUUAGAAGACAGAAGAACCAGCUAGAUGUAACCUUAGAAAUCCAAGAUCCUAAUAUUAGUGAAAAGGGAACUGAACUCAAAAGACUUAUCCAGGAUCAUAUAAGAAAUUCUUGGGAGAGCUGGAGCCAAAAACUCCUUCAUUUUGAGUUUCAUGCUUGUAUUCUGCUCCAGCUCAUUCCACCAUAGCUGGCUUGGCAAGGUCAAAGGAAUGUUUCUUCCUCAGAAUUUCUUAGGUAAGAUCAAUAAUCAUCAUAUGAUCCAUGGUAUUCUUUCCAGCCCACCUUAGAAACAGCCUCACUUCUCCCUCUGGCCCCCUGGCACUGUCAAAUUAGAUAAUGGUGUGAAAAGACAAAUGUCAUUAGAACAUUAAUUCUGAUGGGCCAUGCUGGACACUGAUUUAAGUACCAUAGCCCCAGCAUCUUCAAGUCUACAGGCUAUGGAUAAGGUGAAAAAGUACUUAUUUUUAAGAUAUGAGAGACAUGGUACAAAAUGUUUUCCUUAGGGUAUUUCUAUAAGGACCAAAGUUGAUAGUGGAUUAAAAGUAACCCUGAUGUAAAACAGCAAGCUUUGACUCUUAAAGUGGAGAGAGAAUGGGUGGAAUGUCAGAUAAGGGAGGGUAUAAGGGGUAAGACCCUUAUAAUACAGGAGGUCAGAGCCGGGAGGGCCCUUA
Sarcophilus harrisii (Tasmanian devil) is the source of this 4577-nucleotide messenger RNA. RefSeq names its product NIPA like domain containing 3 (gene NIPAL3). Gene Ontology annotation, cellular component: membrane. Gene Ontology annotation, biological process: magnesium ion transport. Bases 289 to 1509 code for a protein of 406 amino acids. The record is from RefSeq and is a predicted model, not a curated record. Gene Ontology annotation, molecular function: magnesium ion transmembrane transporter activity. NCBI's taxonomy places the organism in Eukaryota, Metazoa, Chordata, Mammalia, Dasyuromorphia, Dasyuridae. The transcript is spliced from 12 exons.